CCCAUUGGCCAGUACAUUUUCCAAUGAGCAUCUGGAGUGCGCAUAAAGGUUGCUGACAAUUGAUAUCUGUGCGGGGAAAAAACUACGUCAAGUAGGCGCUGUACGAAUUUUACGAAUUCACGAAGUGAUAAAGAUACACUGUUUACGGGAAUUUUAUGAUGUUCAUGUAAUAUUCUAACGACAUCCGAAAUUCGCCUAUACAUUUCCAUAUUUAAACCACACCAGAAUACACUCCACAUAGAAAAAAAAACAUGUUUUCUGGAAUAACCAAUCAAGUUACCUCUUGGAUGGGUAGUGUUAAAGGUGAGACCGAAGAAAAAGUACCCACACCUACAGAAGACAACGCGUUACUAGGACAGGAACCAAAAGAAGGCAUAAGUAGCCCAACCAAGCCUCAGUCAGGCGGAGGGAGUAAGCUGGAAAUGUUUUCAAACGUAAAAAAUCAAAUUGAAGGUAUAGGAGGUUGGCUGGGCUCGAGCAUACCCAAACUUCGCAAAGGAGAGCAAGAUGCCGUCAAUCCAGAUGCUUUAGGGCAAGAGAAUCCCGCUGCUGAAACUGGGUCGCCGGUAGCUGCCGAGCCCUUGAGUAAACCAGCUAAAGACGAUGAUGAUAAUUCCAGGUGCGCUACUGGCGGAGCCGAUUCUGGACCACAGUCAGCGAACGAAUCUCCAACUGACGAGAACAAGGAGGGUCAAUUUGGAAAUGUACAAAGCAAGGCACUGGCUGGAGCAAAGUCGUUCGGGAGCUUCUUAUAUUCUGCUGUAAAUAAAGCUGGCAAGACAGUCAGUGAGGCAAGUGCUAAAAUAAAAGAGACUGUUGAAAAAAAUAACAUCUUAGGUGAAUUUAACAAAGAGCAAGACGCAUUUGUGAAAGGAAAGGCUAACAACACGUCUACAGCACUGCCACCUUGGGCGGGCUGCGCAAAUGAAGAACACCUCAAAGAAGAAUGUUUAAGCCUUUCAACUGAUCGCAGGAAUUUUGUUAGGGCUCCGCCUACAGGGGUCGAUUUUCAGUUCGACUAUGAGAUAUCUUACCCAGUAGCCAUGGCGAUUAUGGAACAGGACCCCAAUUUGGAAAAGAUGCGUUAUGAACUCGUGCCUAAAAUAAUAUCCGAAGAAGAGUUUUGGAGGAAUUACUUCUAUCGCGUGAGUCUAAUAUGUCAAGCCAAUGAAAUGUCGGUAUCUAGGGAAGGUGCAGAUUUGGUUUCCAAUACCAUAGUAGAUAAGGCUGAUAUGGUGCAUGAGUUUGUAUCAGAUACUGUGAAAAUUAGUAAAGAAGAUUUGGCUGAAGUCAAUGAAGGCAUGAAAAAGCUAGCUUUAGGAACCAAAACACUUACGGAAGAAGACUGGGAGAAAGAAUUAGAAGCCGAACUGAACGAUUAUGAGAUGAUUGGCGACCAGAAAUCCGUGGAUACAAAGGGUAAUAAUUGGGAAGAGGAAAUUGAAGAAAUUCUACAAGAAACAGAUUUGAAAUGAGGAUUAUCUUAACAAAGUAUUGAGUUAUUUUGACUGAUUAGUGUUUAUAUAUGAAAGUUGGCUGUUCCUUUUUUUACUUUUCUAGUCACUUUUAAUGAUUAUUCUUACUGUUGAUUUUGUAAAAUUUCUAGUUAUAAUAGUUUAAGUUAAUGAUGUAUUAAGCGAUUUUUGGAUGGACACUAUUUGUAUUUAUAUUAUUUCAAAAAGCAAAUUUUAAAUUAAAUAUAUGUUAUCUCUUUGUCUGUUAAAUAUUUAAAUAAGUGAUAAUAUUAGAUUCGACAAGAAAGUCUACACUAAAAUAGGGAUUAAAGUAGUAUAUUAUUCUCUAAAGAAAAUAAAUUAUAUAGUUUAAAAAUCUAAUUUCCUUAAAAUAUGAGUAACAAUCAAUUGAGUCAUAUGUCUUUGCAAUAUAUCUCCGUUUCAAAAUCGAUAUAUCAUGUGUUGAAAAUGUGUAAUAUAUUAUAAAUAGAUGUAAUUAUAUAUUAUUUAUAUAGCCCAUUAAAGCUGUUAAAUAGGAAACAUUUUGAUUAAUUAGAUAAUCAUUUAAAUGUUUAAUCAUUACGACAUAGAAGUCGCUUUAUCGUGUUUUGAAGCAUGUUUCUGUCGUAAUCGUUAUAAAAUCCUUUUAAUUGUUGAGUAAAUGUAUUUG
Cylas formicarius (sweet potato weevil) is the source of this 2124-nucleotide messenger RNA. RefSeq names its product synapse-associated protein of 47 kDa (gene Sap47). The transcript has 9 exons. The coding region runs from base 252 to 1475 and encodes 407 amino acids. The record is from RefSeq and is a predicted model, not a curated record. Gene Ontology annotation, cellular component: synapse; cytoplasm. Lineage: Eukaryota; Metazoa; Arthropoda; Insecta; Coleoptera; Brentidae.